AUGCCGGGAAAUGACCGUGUUUUCGCCAACAACGGCUUGCCCGACUACAAGUUCCUGCGCCGCCACUUCCGCCAGCAAGGACGGCUUUCUGAGGAGCAGGUGCUGCUGAUUCUGGAAAUGGCCGCCGCCGCGUUGCGAAAAGAGCCCAAUAUGGUGCGUGUGUCCGCGCCGGUGACGGUUUGCGGCGAUGUGCAUGGCCAAUUCUACGAUCUGUGCAAGCUAUUUGAGAUCUGCGACGAUCCCGACAAGACCUCGUACCUGUUUCUCGGAGACUACGUGGACCGCGGCUCGUACUCACUGGAGUGUUUGCUGCUGCUGUACGCGAUGAAAAUAAACCAUCCGGACACUUUCUUCAUGCUACGUGGCAACCACGAGUCUGAGCAGAUGACGUCGUUCUUCACGUUCAAGGACGAAUGUCUCAAAAAACACAGUCUGGCCGUGUACGAGAAAUCGCUCGAGUCAUUCAAGGCGCUUCCGCUGGCCGCGCUGAUGGACAGCCAGUUUUUCUGCGUCCAUGGCGGGAUAUCGCAGCACUUGCGCUGGCUACGCGAUCUCGAUAAGAUCGACCGUUUCGUGGCCAACUUCCCGUCGUCGGGGCUGUACUGCGACCUGAUGUGGGCCGACCCGUCGAACGACUACGACUCGGCCGCGGACGAGCCGGACUUUGUUGAGAACUACGAGCGCGGCUGCUCGUAUAUGUUCUCUUUCCGCGCCGUCGAGACGUUUUUGAAGGAUAACGGGCUUUUGAGCGUGAUCCGCGCGCACCAGGCCCAGGACUCGGGCUAUCGCAUGUACAAACGGACGAUAGCGCAAAGAUUUCCGUCCAUGAUCACGCUGUUCUCUGCCCCCAACUACUGCGGCACAUAUGGCAACAAAGCAGCAGUGCUCCGCUAUGACCGGUCUUUAAUGAACAUCCGGCAGUUUGGGUCGCAGCCAGAGCCCUACCGGCUGCCAAACGGGCUGGAUGCGUUCACGUGGUCGAUUCCGUUCGUUGCCGAGCGCACAUCGGACAUUCUGCUGCAGCUGCUCAACAUCUGCUCGGCCGAGGAGCUGGGCGGCGGCACAAACGAGGCCGAGGCAGAAGCCAGACCCAUGGACUACGCAGCGCUGCGCAAAAAGAUCCUGGCAAUCGGCAGGGUGUCGAGAAUGUUCAACAUGCUGCGAGAAGAGGCCCAGAAGGUGGAGCAGCUGCGCACGCUGGCGGGCGGAGACGCGCUGCCGAAGGGCGUGCUGCUCAACGGGCAGGACGAGUUGGACCGCAAGCUGACGUCGUUCGAGCACGCGAGGCUCGCCGAUCUGCCCAACGAGGCCAUGCCUCGCAAAUGA
Messenger RNA from Ogataea parapolymorpha DL-1, 1326 nucleotides. RefSeq names its product Serine/threonine-protein phosphatase 2B catalytic subunit A1. The transcript has a single exon. Gene Ontology annotation, molecular function: calmodulin binding; calmodulin-dependent protein phosphatase activity. NCBI's taxonomy places the organism in Eukaryota, Fungi, Ascomycota, Pichiomycetes, Pichiales, Pichiaceae. Gene Ontology annotation, cellular component: calcineurin complex; cytoplasm. Gene Ontology annotation, biological process: calcineurin-mediated signaling; fungal-type cell wall organization. The coding region runs from base 1 to 1326 and encodes 441 amino acids. The record is from RefSeq and is a predicted model, not a curated record.